CACCUAAAUGUGACGUACAGCGUCAAAGGACCCCUAGAGAGCUGCGAAUUUCAAAAAUUCAAAACAAACACGAGUUUGUUGUUUCAACAUGCGAGUGUGUCCUCUGGGCAGACGCAACCCCAACUUCCUCGUUUGAAAAAAGAAAUCAAUAAUAAAACAAUGGACGCAGAUGAAAAGCACGACUCCAGUAAUAAAGAUAAGUCUUUAGAUGUUCCUAAACCGCCUUCCAUCGAGGACUUCACCGUCCUGAAGCCCAUCAGCCGCGGUGCUUUUGGCAAAGUCUACCUUGCACGAAAGAAGUGCAAUGCACGAUUAUAUGCCAUUAAGAUGAUGAGGAAGUCAGACAUGGUGGACAAAAACAUGACUGGCCAGAUGAAGGCAGAGAGAGAUGCACUUGCUUUGAGCAAAAGCCCUUUUGUGGUUCACCUGUUUUACUCCCUCCAGACAGCCACCAAGAUCUACCUGGUGAUGGAAUACCUCAUUGGUGGAGAUGUCAAAUCUCUGCUUCACAUCUACGGGUAUUUCGACCAGGAUAUGUCUGUAAAGUUCAUUUCAGAGGUGGCACUGGCUUUGGAUUACCUCCACCGUCAUGGUAUAAUCCACAGGGACUUGAAGCCAGACAACAUGCUUAUAUCCAACAAAGGUCACAUCAAACUGACAGACUUUGGCCUCUCUAAGGUCAAGCUUGACAGAGAGCUGAGUCUUAUGGAUAUUCUUACUACUCCAUCCUUGGCUAAACCAACAAAAGAUUACUUCCGCACCCCGGGUCAAGUCCUCUCCCUAAUCAGCGCCAUGCGAUUUAAUUCACCUGCAGGAGAAGGCAAGCGUCACUGCGGCGCAUCAGCUAUGUCCAGUCCCAUGUCCUGUGGCAAAAUAAAACAAAAGAAUAGCUCUCUUGGUUCUCCCUUGAUGAAGAAAAAAGAUCAGCUGUGCUCUCCUGUUCCUUGGAAAACGGGACCCAACACUAUGAUGUUCAGCCCUCACAACCUGGCUAAAAAUCUGACCCCCUCACUGCUGAAGACCAGGAGGAGGUUUGAGACGAUGAGUGCAGGCAGCACCACCGACACCGAAGGUGGCAUCAGUCCACUGUGGGAGUGUGACGAGAAAGAAAAUCAACAUGCGAAUGAACAGAGAACAGGAGGGCGUUCUGAGUCCAAAGGGCCUGUACAGGAGUCUGUGCCCACAAAGCCGGCCAACUUUGGUUUCUCAUCCAAGGCCUCCAGAGUUCUGUCAGAUCCAGGCCAUCUCACGGAAAAGAAACCUCAUCCCAACACAGCUCCGGAUGAAUUCUGUCUUUCAGCCUCGUCUGUAAAGAGAACAUUCUCUGACAUUGAGAGAAGCCCCGAGCCUCGGGAGAGCCAAGCCAAGAAGAGUAACGCAGCCUACAAGAGAUGCUACGAGAUUCCAGGAGAGGCGACGAGGUUUCACACCGGCCUGACUGGAACAUUUUCCACCGUCCAAAUAGAUGACUUCAUGUCCUCCACUGAGGGGAUUGAGUUAUCUGACGACUGGAUCCCGAAGCGCUCCAGCCCCAUUGUCGUGGCCAAAAGUCUGUUUAGUGAGCUGGAGGAGCCGACAGAGGACGUGUUUGAAGACAGAGCCAAAGACCUGUCACAUUCAAGUUUCACAUCCCCGCUUGAUGGGAACAGUGACAUCUGCAGGAGCUUGAGCCUCGACUCUGACGGGUCAAUGCACGAAACUUCUCUCACUAUCGACAGCCGUGCAUCUUUCAAGCCAAGCAAGUUUUCCCAAAACAUGAACUCGACUUCAUCUGAGGAGCAAGAGGGGAACAAAGACUCGUCCAUCACUGACUCGCUCCCACAAACUCCAUCUGCCGUCUCUAACGAAACACCCAAACUUGGUAACUUUGGCCGGAAAGGAUCCCAGUCCUCCUUUCUGAACCGGCUCCCCGAUCAGAUCUGCGGUGUCGCACAGUCGCCCUCAUUCCUCAAGCCGCGGAAUAUCGUAGCUUUCCGUAGCUACUGUAGCUCCAUCAACCGCUCCAACGUGUCGGGGGUGUCCCGAUUUAGUGUCGGUUCUGUCGAGGCCAUGGACGUCUCCGCCACAGCUUCUCACCACUAUGCGUCCGGCAACGCCACACCAGUGCAGAAAAGACCCAGCUCCAACAGCUCACUCUAUCAGACUCCUCAGCCCAUGUCGACCUCUCACACCCCUUUCAGGACCCCGAAGAGCGUCAGAAGGGGUGCAAUGCCUGUGGAGGGUGCACAGAUUUUAGGUACUCCCGACUAUCUGGCUCCAGAGCUUCUGUUGGGAAAACCACACGACUGCAUGGUGGAUUGGUGGGCGCUUGGUGUGUGUCUUUUCGAGUUCCUCACAGGCGUUCCUCCUUUCAACGACGAGACGCCUCAGCUGGUCUUCCAGAAUAUUCUCAACCGAGAUAUUCCCUGGCCUGAGGAAGAGGAGGAACUGUCUGUAAACGCAAGAAAUGCGAUUGAAAUCCUCCUGACCAUGGACAUGACAAAGCGAGCUGGUCUAAAGGAACUCAGGUGUCACCCCCUGUUUGAGGGCCUGGACUGGGACGACCUGCAGAACCAGCCGAUGCCUUUCAUCCCUCAGCCAGAGGACGAAACCGACACCUCGUACUUUGACGCGAGAAACAACGCUCAGCACAUCUCCGUGUCCGGCUUCAGUCUGUAGAGUUACGCACUUUAACAGCUUAAGAGUUUUAUUAAAGCAGUCAACACAUUUUGGCUGCUGGUGACGUGUGAAAUUCAGAUUCAGAUCCAUUAUACAAAUAAAUACACAGUAAUGAUGUGGAUUUUGAUUGUUUUUCUGUUUAAGGUUAUCAUAUUUUUAAAUAAACAUUUUACCUAAUGUGCAAUCAGCGGUCAUAAGAGCCAGAAAAAAACUGAAUCUGUUGACCGCUCAGUUAGUUACAAGUAUGCAUUGCAGAAAGUUAACUUCUUUUAAAUCUUAGUAUUACCAUAUUACACAGUUCUCUUAAAUUAGGUUCUUAUUCUAGAAGAGAUUUUGCUACUGCUUUGACUUUAUAAUAGGUUUUGAUUUCUGAUGAUAUGUUGAUUAAAUGCAAGAUAACUCUUUAUGUUACGUCUCCAUGCAGAUACGCUCCAUGUAUUUCUGCACUGUUCAUCGUUGUAAUGUUCCCCUGCUGAUAGCGGACUGGGUGGGCGGGCCUCCUGAAUUUCCCUUUAAGGGUACAAUACUGCUGAAGAAAAGCAUAAUAUAUUCAUAAAUAAUGUAUUUUAUAUGUAAAUCUUGUUUAUAACAUUCUGUGUCAUUAUUUUAAGACUGGAGUAGAGUACUGUGUGUUGUAAUGGCAAUGCUUUUUGCUGCUUUUAUGUCACUUGCGCUUGUGAUUUUGGUGUGAUCUCCUGUCCGUUUUUCCACACUACUUGCUUUUUUUAAGAUAAGUUCACGAGGCUCCCAGCUGCUUGUGAAAUUUUAUCU
Anoplopoma fimbria (sablefish) is the source of this 3429-nucleotide messenger RNA. It is a transcript of the gene mastl, whose product is annotated as microtubule associated serine/threonine kinase-like. The coding region runs from base 160 to 2658 and encodes 832 amino acids. Gene Ontology annotation, cellular component: nucleus. Lineage: Eukaryota; Metazoa; Chordata; Actinopteri; Perciformes; Anoplopomatidae. The record is from RefSeq and is a predicted model, not a curated record. The transcript is spliced from 12 exons. Gene Ontology annotation, biological process: intracellular signal transduction; peptidyl-serine phosphorylation. Gene Ontology annotation, molecular function: ATP binding; protein serine/threonine kinase activity.